Messenger RNA from Volvox carteri f. nagariensis, 1194 nucleotides. RefSeq lists its product as uncharacterized. The transcript is spliced from 8 exons. Gene Ontology annotation, molecular function: ATP-dependent NAD(P)H-hydrate dehydratase activity. Gene Ontology annotation, biological process: metabolite repair. Lineage: Eukaryota; Viridiplantae; Chlorophyta; Chlorophyceae; Chlamydomonadales; Volvocaceae. The record is from RefSeq and is a predicted model, not a curated record. Bases 1 to 1194 code for a protein of 397 amino acids.
AUGGGAGGCGACGACAUCGAGAUAGACGACCAGGCCAUUGCCAGGUUUCAGCGGCUCGUACCCAGACUCGGUGGCAACUACAAGGGCGCCCACGGCAAGGUGGCGGUCGUGGGCGGCUGCCUGGAGUUCACAGGCGCGCCCUUCUUCGCUGCCAUGUCCGCGCUGCGGGUAGGUGCUGACAUGGCGUACGUCAUCUGCACGCCGUCCGCCGCAACGGCCAUCAAGUGCUACAGCCCCGAGCUGAUGGUGCUGCCGUACCUGCCGGAGAUGCCGCCCGGUGAAGAGGACGGCCCAGUGGAUGAGGCGGCAGUGGCUCGGGCCGUCUCCCGCAUCCUGCCUUGGAUCUCUAGGGCCUCAGCUGUGGUGCUCAUGCUCGAGAUCAGAAGGCUAGGAUUGCCGCUGGUGGUGGACGGAAGCGCCCUCACCCAUAUCGUGGCCAAGGCGAGUUUUCGGGUCUUCGUCCACGCCGCUGACACGGUGAUUGGCUACCGGCCCUGCAUCCUGACACCCAAUGUGGCGGAGCUUGGGCGCAUAGCGGAGGCAGUUGGGCUGCAACUGCCGGGCCAGAUGUCGGACGCCUGGCUGGAGCAUGCCCCGAGGGUGGCGCAAGCCUUCCGCGGCCCAGUGGUGCUCGCCAAGGGCAAGGUGGACCUGCUGUGCGGGCCCGGGGACCACGCCGGCGGCGGUGCCGGUGCCGGCGGCUCUAACAGCAGCGCCGGUGGGGGAGACGCGGCGGGUUCCACCUCUGGGGGCGCCUUGCUGCAGCCCCUGCUGCGCUGCUCCAGUCCGGGCUCACAGCGUCGCUGUGGCGGGCAGGGAGAUGUGCUGGCAGGUACGGCAGCCGCUUUCCUGGGCUGGGCCUCGAAGCACAAAGCCAAUGCGCAAAGGGCUGGAGGAGAAGCCACGGGAACACCACCACUACCACCGCCAUCACCGCAGCAGCAGCAGCAGCAGCAGCAGCCCCCGAGGUCUCCAAUGCCGCAGGCUCCUCCGCAAACUCCCGCGGAGGGUGAGGCUGGAAAUGGAGCAGAGGGCCUGGACACGGACACGGUGGCUCUGUGCGGCUACGCGGCGUGUAAGGUCGUCCGGGAGGCGGCUCGCCGGGCUUACAAUAGAUGGGGGCGGCCCAUGCUGGCUGGGGACAUGAUUCCGGAGCUGUACCCUGCGUUUGUGCAGACCGUGGGGAAGCGGUGA